This is a messenger RNA of Cloeon dipterum, 5474 nucleotides long. RefSeq names its product serine/threonine-protein kinase MARK2-like. Gene Ontology annotation, biological process: intracellular signal transduction; protein phosphorylation; microtubule cytoskeleton organization. The coding region runs from base 353 to 3409 and encodes 1018 amino acids. Gene Ontology annotation, molecular function: tau-protein kinase activity; protein serine/threonine kinase activity; ATP binding. Gene Ontology annotation, cellular component: cytoplasm. The record is from RefSeq and is a predicted model, not a curated record. The transcript has 18 exons. Lineage: Eukaryota; Metazoa; Arthropoda; Insecta; Ephemeroptera; Baetidae.
ACCUGCGCACACUUGGCUCGCAAUUCUAGUCGGUGCUCCGCCAUCUUGGAACGGACUGCUCUCGGUGAUGAGUGUUUUAGGGUGGUUGUGUCACAUUCUCUGACCGAAUCUCCCGCAUCUGCGCCACUUUCAUGGGCCAGCGCGAGCCGAUUCGUCCCGCGGGUGCCGACCAGGUGUCCGAUGUGUGCUAGCGAAGCGGCGAGGCGGCUCCGCAGCUAGCCCCCAUCUGGUUUUCUGACCACUUUAGCACAGACAUUUUGAGACCCGACUGCAGCAGUUUGAGUUUUUGGAACCAUGUCCACAAGCAUGAGGACCACCCUGCAGACCGUUCCCGAGUCGCUCCCGGCCGACCAUGUCAGCAACUCGUCCUCAACCAAGGUCGGUCUGCUUCUUCAGUCGCCGCGAUGCAGCUCUCGCGCUCGGAGCAGCUUCCUCCUUUGCUGACUCGUCAUCGUCGGUCGGAAUGAGUUCGUCGACGGCCAGCGGCCGGACGGUGCCUAAGCGGCAGCUGUCCCGAGACACGGAGCAGCGGGUGCGCAACCUGCAGCGGGAGCGCCAGAGUCAGACGGUGGCGAUCCGCCGCAAGGCUACCCCCGUCUCGGUGGUGGCACCCGCAGGGGUCAAGGCCGCGCCCAGACGCACCCCCACCUUUUCCGGACACGAUGCGGACGUGCCACCGACCAGACCAGCUCGCAAGGUGUUGUCCGUCAGCGAAGUGCCGCCGUCGGACAGUCCACCAGCGGCCCUGACACCCGCCAACGCGACCGGCGCCACGCCCCUCGGCCUACCGCCCAGACAUCCCGCCGAGCAGCAGGACAAGCAGACGGCGGACAGCACGACGCCUCGCGUCGCAUCCUCUCGCAGCCGCACCUCGGACGAGCCACACAUCGGCAAGUACAAGCUGCUCAAAACCAUUGGCAAGGGAAACUUUGCUAAGGUCAAGCUCGCCAAACAUGUUCCCACCGGCAAAGAGGUUGCAAUUAAAAUCAUAGACAAAACUCAGCUCAAUCCUAGUAGUUUACAAAAACUCUUCAGAGAGGUUAGAAUAAUGAAAAUGCUGGACCAUCCAAAUAUUGUUAAACUGUUUCAAGUGAUUGAAACAGAAAAGACUCUGUACCUGGUAAUGGAAUAUGCCAGUGGGGGAGAGGUGUUUGACUACUUGGUGCUUCACGGCAGGAUGAAGGAAAAGGAGGCGCGCGCCAAGUUUAGACAAAUCGUGUCGGCUGUGCAGUACUGCCAUCAAAAGAAGAUAAUUCAUAGGGAUCUGAAAGCUGAGAAUCUACUGCUGGACAGUGAGAUGAACAUUAAAAUUGCCGACUUUGGCUUCAGCAACGAGUUCACGCCCGGAAGCAAACUAGACACCUUCUGUGGCAGUCCUCCCUACGCAGCACCAGAGCUCUUCCAGGGCAAGAAAUAUGAUGGUCCAGAGGUGGACGUGUGGUCUCUCGGUGUGAUUUUGUACACUCUGGUGAGUGGAUCGUUGCCUUUUGACGGCUCAACCCUGCGCGAGUUGCGGGAGCGGGUGCUAAGGGGCAAAUAUCGCAUCCCCUUUUACAUGUCAACCGACUGUGAAAACCUGCUUAAGAAGUUCCUUGUCCUCAACCCAGCGAAGAGAGCCUCGCUUGAGUGGAAAAGCGGUGACUUGUUGCUGGCCCCACAGAACAUCAUGAAGGACAAGUGGAUGAACAUGGGCUAUGAGGAAGACGAGCUGAAGCCAUACACAGAGCCCGAGCCAGACUUUAAGGACAUCAAGAGGAUAGGUACGCCAUCUUCGGCUACCUCUGCAUGCGAGAAAAUGCGUGUGACUGCAAUAGCAAGUGAGGAGGCUAGAGAGGCUCUAGUGAAUAUGGGAUACUCCAGAAGUGAAAUCGAGGAUAGUUUGGCCAAUUGUCGAUACGAUGAUGUAUUUGCGACGUACCUGCUCCUUGGCCGAAAAGCCACUGAUCCCGAGAGUGAUGGUUCGAGAUCUGGCAGCUCGCUGUCGCUGCGCAACAUUCCGCCGGCGGGCGCGACUUCAACGACUGGCGCAGCGGCCAACAGCGCGCAGUCACCGUCGCACGGCCACCGAGGGGUGCACCGCUCGAUCUCGGCGACCAACUCGAAGCCCAGCCGCCGUGCCUCGUCAGGCGGCGAGAGCUUGCGUGAGUCCCCGGCAGGGUCCAAGGACUCCACGGCUGCAGCAGCCACACCCUCUGGUGGUGCUCCUGCGCUGACCCCGGGCACCAACCACAACCACUCUGCCGUCACAAGCAGCAACUUCAAGCGACAAAACACCGUCGACUCCGCUACCAUCAAGGAGAACACAGCGCGCAUCAACUCCGCGUCGGCUGCCGCCUCGGGAGCAGGCAGACCGUCAGCUGCCAAGAGCACUGUGUCCAACAUUCCAAGCCUGGACACUUCAGCGUGGUCGAGAAUAAUCCUCUAUCUACAGAAAUUUUUAAGAUGUGGGCCACAUUUGGUUUCAGGCAACUCUGCAAGCCCGAAACCUCGAGGAGUGACCAAGUCCAACACAAUGACUGGCAACCGAUCGCUGGCCGGCGGUUCGGUCGGCCGGCGUAGCACCAUCAGCUACGAAGCCAAGACUGCCUCGACUGAGAAGACAAACGCGGUAGGCGGUAGUCUGGCAGACACCCCUAGCGCGGUGGCAGAGUCUGCUCCCCCCUUACCCCCGAGCAGGUCGGCCUCUAGGGGUCACGCAAAGUCUGCCUCGAUUUCCUCUUCCACCGCCGCAAGUGCUACGGGCCCCGCCUCUACGUUGGCAAGCCGCGUCACCAACGAGCUAGACUCUUCCCUAGACCCCCUCAGGUCAAGCUCGAACCGCACCCCGGCCUCCCCCGCCGCCAGUAACCGCCAGCCGUUCCCCAGGAAUGUGCCGAGCCGCUCGACCUUCCACUCAGGCCAGAACCGGCAGCGCAACCACGCGUCCACGGUCGGUGGCUACUCGCCGGGCACGCCACUCCAGUCGCAGGACACGUCGGCCAUCAGCCACUCGGCCCGCACCUCUUUUUUCUCCAAACUCUCGUCGAGGUUCUCCAAACGCCCCCUGGAGAGCACCGUCCCUAAAACAGUAGUUAGCCCGGCUGCCGUGGGCAACGAGGAGCAGAUCAAGCCGAGGUCGCUUAGAUUCACGUGGAGCAUGAAGACCACUUCGUCCCGGGAUCCGAACGAAAUAAUGGCAGAAAUCAGAAAGGUGCUGGACGCCAACAACUGCGACUACGAGCAGCGCGAGCGGUUCUUGCUGCUGUGCGUGCACGGCGACCCGAACACGGACUCGCUGGUGCAGUGGGAAAUCGAGGUGUGCAAGCUGCCGCGGCUGUCGCUGAACGGGGUGCGCUUCAAGCGCAUUUCCGGCACCUCGAUCGGCUUCAAGAACAUCGCCUCGAAGAUCGCCAACGAACUCAAGCUGUGACUACCAGUGCUGGACCGAGAGGGCUUGGAGCUCGAGGAGGAGCUCGACGAAGAGGACGAGGACCUCUCCGUGGCAUCCACCUCGUCGGCGCCACCGCCGGCCCGCUUUCAUCAGGCCGGCAGCAGUGGCCGCGCCUCCAAGCCUCACAAAUGAACCCACCCCCUUCGCCCCCGCCUCCCCACGGCCCCCGGCAGUGCAUUCUCGGAAGGGGUCCGUUUAUUUGUGCAUCUCGGUCCGGAUCCACGCGCCACGCCCCCAGGCUCAACCCUCCGUUCUGUCCUCUCCCGUUUUUUAUUUAUUCGGACGUUUUCUUUCCGUUUUCGCCGUGUGCGUGUUGAGCCCCCAGUUCGGAGUGGCGUGGAUCCGCAGCUCCAGCGACAGUUGCGAUAAUGUUUGUUACUUAAACACACUCACACUAAAAAUAACAACUCCGUGGAAAUAUUAUGUUACGACUACGAAACGAAGAGAGAACUCAUUGUUCAACACCAGACAAUGUUACAUAAAAAAUAAUGCACACUUCACCUUAGGAAUCGGAACAGUGUGAUCGGGCCAAUGUGCUUACUUUUCAUUCGUCGCAUUGAUUGGUUUCAUGGCUCUUUUCAACGGUGUUUCACAAUCAUUGUGGCACGAGACCGUUUUAAUUUUAAAUUGACACGGUAAACAGCAACACACACUCACAGGUGAAGCAUGAAGAGGAUGCGUGUUUGUGAUACAAAAAAAUAUAUAUAUGAUUUUGAGCAAGAGAGGGAGAGAAAGCGAGAUGAAAAUAAAAUCGUCGAAAAGUGAGUUUAUUUUGAAGAGAAACUUAACCAGUUGGAAAUGAAGUUAUCUAUAUAACGAACGCUAUAGAAGAGUAUUAUGGUUAGUUGAAUCGUGGGUGCGCGAGUGCAAGGAUAAUUGCCGACUUGAUUUGAUGCAACCAUAAUUGAUUAUUAAUUAUUAUUAUCGUCACUGUUAUAUUUGAAAGUGGUAGUUUGACGACAAAUCUCAUGUCAGCAAUCGUCAUUUCUAGGCAAUUGAAUGUUUUCCUAACUGUGAGAGACAACUGUCACACGGAGCAUUAGUUGACAGCUCCCUCCCCGAUCGCGAAAAAGAAAAAAAGCGUUUUUGAACCAACUGCAGUGUUCUGUCUGAUUUGCCAACAAGUCUGAUACCAAAUUUGCGAGGCCUAUCACGAGUAGAAAAAUUGGCAAAUCUGCGAAAUGCAGAAUCCUCUCUCUUCUCUAUUUUUCUGUUUAUCAUUUUAUUUGUUUUGUACGUGCAGAGAUUUUAAGUAAUUGAAAAUGGACUGUUUUUCGCAAACACCGAUGUUGACGACGGAAUCCGUUAUUCGUACCGCUCUGGACUUGUAAGACUGCGAAUUUGCAUACAGAAGUCCAACAACAACAACAACAACUUGUUUUAGUCACCGCCUGAUUAACAAGGCCGCCGGAGCUGCUGCGUGGCUAGUGAGGAAAAUGCCUCAGCGCGGUUGCAGCUCUCGCGGACGCAUUCAAAAUUAUAAUUUCAAAGUGUAGAUAUGUGUACAUUUUUUGUGAAAAUGCGGCCAGGAGUGUUUUUAUCGUUAAGUUGUGACGCAUAUCCUGGGAAAAAUGAGAACGAAAGUACGCGGAUUAGGCCUGGAAUAUAAGUCACUCUGAAACGCACUAUGUAAAAAUGGGAUUAACAAGACGAGUUUUUGAGGAAAUGCAACAAUCUAUUCAACACUCACAAAAUCACAUACGGAAUACACACACCAACAGUGCUUCUUGUUGAAAAAUGAUUUCAGUGUUUCAAUAUGGUUAUAAUAAUAUAUAUCUUUGUAGAUACUUGUAUCAUACCGUCACCCGCCUCCACGACCGCCCGCCCCCCACUGUUUUAGCAGACGAGAAAAAUUCAAAUCGUAGACCUCAAUAAACACUCCUCGUAUUUCAUUCAUUUCUUGCUUUUAUUGCUGGAAAACGCGCUGUAUUUUAAUUAUCAUAAUUAUUGCUGUGAAGAGCAUUCUGGUGAAAGCAUGGGAAAAGUAUGACUGUAGUGUUGACUUUAUAAUAAAAGUGAAAAUAAUACUUAUUACGAAAACAAA